AUGUCUGACUAUUUGAUACCAAAGAAAGCUACUAAGUACAUAUUUGCUGAGGAGAAUAUAAAAGUUAAAGAGAACUAUAAAGAUUGUCCGCUAUGGGUUAAUUUUGAUGGACUAGUAAUUCUUGAAACAUUUCAACCAAAUUCACAGAAAGCCAUUGAUUUUCUUAUAGCAAUUUCAGAACCAGUCUCAAGACCUGAAUUAGUACAUGAAUAUCAAAUAACUGCCUAUUCUUUAUACGCAGCUGCUUCAGUUGGUUUAAACACAGAUCAAAUUCUUAAUACAUUACAGAAGUUUUCUAAGAACAUAAUCCCUAAUGGAGUUAAACAUUUCAUUACUGGUUGUACAUUAUCAUAUGGAAAGGUUAAAUUAAUAAGAGCGCAUACAAGAUUUUAUAUUGAGACAUUGAAUGAAGAUGUUUUUAAGAUUAUUUCAACAGAUCAAAUAUUAAAGAAUCUAAUAGUUACGUUGAAUAGCGAGAAUUUUCUUAUUGAAAUAAAUAAUGUUGAGAUGGUUAAGAAAAGAUGUAUUGAUAUUGAUUAUCCACUUGUGGAGGAAUUUGAUUUUUAUAAAACUGAUCACAUGCCAAGUUUAGAAAUGGAUCUCAAAUCAACCUGUCAAAUAAGGUCAUAUCAAGAAAUUUGUUUAAAUAAGAUGUUUGGUAAUGGAAGAGCAAGAUCAGGAAUUAUAGUACUGCCAUGUGGUUCCGGAAAGACGUUAGUUGGUAUAACUGCAAUAUCUACGAUCAAGAAAUCAGCUAUUGUAUUAUGUACUUCAGCUGUGUCAGUAGAACAGUGGAAAAAGGCACUAUUACAAUUUACAACAAUCAAAAAUUCACAAAUAGUAAGAUUUACAUCAGAUAAAAAAGAAUGGUUGGAAGAUGUGGAGGCAGGUAUUAUGAUAACCACAUAUUCCAUGUUGUCAUUUACAGGUAAAAGAUCAUUAGAAUCACAGCGAAUAAUAACAAAAAUAUCAGACCACGAGUGGGGAAUUAUGGUGAUGGAUGAGGUACAUGUAGUACCAGCUCAAAUGUUUAGAAAGACAGUUUCCUCAGUAAGUCAUUAUUGUAAAUUAGGUUUGACAGCAACACUUGUACGAGAAGAUGACAAAAUUGAAGAUUUAAAUUUUUUGAUCGGUCCAAAACUAUAUGAGGCAGAUUGGCAAGAUUUAAGUUUAAAAGGACAUAUUGCAAAAGUAGAGGGAGCUGAAGUAAGAUGUAAUAUGACAGCAGAGUUUUAUAGAGAAUACUUAAUACAGAACAGUUCUAGAAAAAGAAUUUUAGCAAUCAUGAAUCCUGUUAAAUUUCAAAUAUGUGAAUAUUUGAUUGAUAAACAUGAGAAAAGAGGAGAUAAAAUAAUUGUAUUUAGUGAUAGCGUAUUAGCACUUAAAGAGUAUGCAGUAAGAAUGGGAAAACCUUACAUUUAUGGACCAACAUCUCAGACUGAGAGAAUGAAAAUCUUAAAACAAUUUCAAACUAAUCCAAGAAUAAACACAAUCUUUCUUAGUAAAGUUGGAGAUACAUCAAUUGAUCUUCCAGAAGCUACGUGUCUGAUACAAAUUUCAAGUCAUUUUGGCAGUAGAAGACAGGAAGCUCAAAGAUUAGGUCGUAUUUUAAGAUCAAACAAAAGAAAUGAUCCAAAUUUUAGAGUUUUUUUUAUUCACUUGUAA
Messenger RNA from Hepatospora eriocheir, 1665 nucleotides. The record is from the annotation of a GenBank genome assembly. NCBI's taxonomy places the organism in Eukaryota, Fungi, Microsporidia, Hepatosporidae.